AGGCUGGCAGCGGGUGGUCGCGGGUUGCGGCGGGGUUGGAGAGGCCGAGGCCAGAGAAUCGUCGACGGUGGUCGGUCGACGAGGCGCGGAUCGGGCAGCUACGAGAGGAACAUAAUACCUUAGAGAACUCGCGUCGGCCAGCGUUUUGUCCGGACGGUUGUCGGCGUUUCGUCGCGAGGAACCACCACCUCCAGCGGGGUUCCCUUUUCCGCUUGUUUCUUUAUUUCCGGCGACAUCUCGCAUCCGAUUCGUUGGUAUACGCACCGGUGUACGACUCCAGAGUCGCUAGCAGCCGCUCGGAGCCGCUCGGAGCCGCUCGGAGCCGCGGCCAGCCAGGGUCGGCGGUGCGUGCGUGCUUUUGCGCGCGCGCUCGUGCAUCCUUCGAGCGACAGUGACAGUCAGGGAUCAGCCGCGGAAGUGUCCUAACCCGCUGCUGCCAGUCAAAGCCAUACUCGCGUUCCCUGUACCCGUCGUAAGGCCGCCGUAAACCGUAAACGCGUGCAGCCGCCUCCGUCUCGUCUUCGGCUUUCAAUUCGAAGAGGAACGAGCCAGAGGCCGGCCACCAUGGCCGACGACCAGGAGGCGAACAACACGUGCGAGGACUCGCUCGGCCCCGGGGACGCCAACACCGCGUUCGCCAAGAAGAUCCGGGGCCGGAAGGGUGCGCUCAAGAAGAAGAAUGUGUACGUUGUCAAGAACCACAAUUUCAUGCCCCGGUUCUUCAAGCAGCCCACAUUCUGCAGCCACUGCAAGGAUUUCAUAUGGGGUUUCGGCAAGCAAGGGUACCAGUGCCAAGUCUGCAGCUUCGUGGUGCACAAGCGAUGCCACGAAUACGUGACGUUCACGUGUCCCGGGGCGGACAAGGGAGCUGACUCGGACGACACGCGGACGAAGCACCAAUUCAAGCAACAUACCUACAACAGCCCCACGUUCUGUGACCACUGCGGUAGUCUUCUCUAUGGUGUCAUCCACCAGGGCAUGAGGUGCCAAGCAUGCGACAUGAACGUACACAAGAGGUGCGAGGAGAGCGUGCCGAACCUGUGCGGAUGCGACCACACCGAAAGACGCGGUCGUAUCAACUUGAACAUCAACUGUUCCGGGAACAAGCUCACCGUGGAGGUGAAUCAGGGCCGGAACUUGAUCCCGAUGGACCCGAACGGCCUGUCGGAUCCCUACGUGAAGCUGAAGCUGAUCCCGGAUUCGGACAACGUGAAGAAAAAGACCAAGACGAUCAAAUCGUCGCUGAACCCGGAAUGGAACGAGACGCUCGUUUUCGACAUGAAGCCGGAGGACAAGGACCGGCGGCUGCUGAUCGAGGUCUGGGAUUGGGACCGAACGUCCAGGAACGACUUCAUGGGCUCCCUUUCGUUCGGCAUCUCGGAGCUGAUGAAGGCUCCGGCGAGCGGAUGGUUCAAGCUGCUCACCCAGGAGGAGGGCGACUUCUACAACGUGCCGGUCCCGGAGGAAGGCGUCGAUCUCGCCGAGCUCAAAGUCAAGAUGCGAAAGACAUCGGUCACGAAGAAAGCCCAGAGCACCCAGGACAAAGAGGUGCCGCACAACAUGGGCAAGAGCGACUUGAUCAGGGCGAGCGACUUCAACUUCCUCAUGGUGCUCGGCAAGGGCAGCUUCGGCAAAGUGUUGCUGGCGGAGCGAAAGGGUACCGACGAGCUGUACGCAAUCAAGAUCUUGAAGAAGGACAUCAUCAUCCAGGACGAAGACGUGGAGUGCGCGAUGGUCGAGAAACGGGUACUGGCGUUGUCCAGCAAGCCGCCAUUCCUGGUGCAGCUGCACUCCUGCUUCCAGACCAUGGACCGACUGUAUUUCGUGAUGGAGUACGUGAACGGGGGAGAUCUGAUGUACCAGAUACAGCAGUGUGGCAAGUUCAAGGAACCGGUGGCCGUAUUCUACGCGUCCGAGAUCGCGAUCGGCCUGUUCUAUCUUCACGGACGCGGCAUCAUCUACCGGGACCUGAAGCUCGACAACGUUUUGCUGGACCAGGACGGGCACAUCAAGAUCGCGGACUUCGGGAUGUGCAAGGAGGGCAUCAGCGGCGACAAAACCACCAAAACCUUCUGCGGAACGCCCGACUACAUCGCCCCCGAAAUCAUCCUUUACCAGCCGUAUGGAAAGUCGGUCGACUGGUGGGCGUACGGAGUGUUGCUCUACGAGAUGCUGGUCGGACAGCCGCCCUUUGACGGCGAAGACGAGGACGAGCUGUUCGACGCGAUCAAAGAUCACAACGUCAGCUACCCGAAGAGCCUCACCAAGGAGGCCAGGGAAAUUUGUAAAGCGUUCCUCACGAAGAAUCCGGUGAAGAGACUGGGCUGCGGGUUCCGAGGGGAGGAGGACGUGCGCAGCCACGCGUUCUUCCGGCACAUCGACUGGGUGAGGAUCGAGAACCGCGAGGUGCAGCCGCCGUUCAAGCCAAAGAUUAAACACCGCAAGGACGUGAACAACUUCGACAAACAGUUCACAUCGGAGAAGACGGACCUGACGCCCACGGACAAGCUGUUCAUGAUGAAUCUGGACCAGACGGAGUUCAUGGGCUUCUCGUUCCUGAACCCGGAGUACGUGCAGCACGUCUAAACGGAUAGGAGGACCGUUCUCUCCUCGUUAGUCGCAAACCUUUCGUCGCCGCGUCUCUCCCCGCCAUUACCCCGGGGUUCAUCUUCCUUCUUGCUACUCAGGGCUUUCACCGUCGUCUUCUAUCCCCCUCCAACUCUUUCCCUCUCAUCGUUUUCCCGUUCCUUGUCCCUCGUCCCCUAUCCUUCACCCCCCCCCCUCUUUCCGAAGACGAUUCUCUCCCCAGUCGUUCCAGGUUUUUUGGAAACGAAAAGCAGUUUCAUCGGAUCUCGAACGUAGAGCCCGUCGUAGGCGACGGGUGUUGCAAUCAGGAUCCUCGAGGUCCGAGUUCCCUAUUCUUCCCCUAACAAAAGUCGAUGGACUCGGCGAACUAGAACAAGAUUUGAAUAAUCGCGACAGGAGAUCUCACUCUCUCUCUAUUUUUCUGUCUAUUUCUCUCUCUCUCUCUCUCUCUCUCUCUCUCUCUCUCUUUCUCUCACCCAUUCUCUCUAUCUGUUUCGCGAUCUUUCUCUCUUUCUAUCCCUCUCGCGAUUAGAGCCGGGACGGGAACAUUUCCUAACCGCUGUUCUCGAUCUCCGUGCAUACCUGUUAUUAUUAUGAUAUCGUAUACAUUUACUUCGGUAGUUUCUACUGUCGCCUUCCAGAGAGUAUAAAUAUAUAUAAAAAUAUAUAUAUAUAUAAAUAUAUGAAUAUAAUGUAUAUCGAACGAACGAACGGACGAAUAUAUUGUUAUGUACAGGACCCGGUGGGGCGAGUGGCGGAACCGGAAGUGUUUCCGCGCGGAAUGAAAUCCGAUUUUCCAUUCACGGUUUGUCCCGCGGAGAAAUUCCUCGCUCGGGUUCUGCCAAUCGAUCCGUCGUGCCCUGUAUACACGCGUGUACAUUAUGUGUAUAGAGAACAUGGUUGCACGAGACCCGCGUUGUCCUGUGUCACCGAAAUUUCUAUCGAUAUUUCGUUAACGUUGCACUACUCACGACGAUCCUAAGUCGGACCUAGUACAAUACAGACAAGGUGUACGCGACAGCCACACCAGAAUCUCGCCGGCUCGACGCUGAAACAACCACGAACCCUUCAACCGGGGAUUCCUGGAUUCUGUUGGUUUCUUGUUAAUUCGACGCUCGUUUUGGCUUAUCUCGCUCUCCCUGAAAACAACAAUGUUCCAAUGCUUUGUCGUCGUGCUACUUCGAUUUUUAUUAUUUUGUAUUCGACGGUGACACGAGCAUUCGUCAUUUUUUUUAUCUUCUUAGUCACGGUGUACAUUUCGUUUUUAAUAUUUCGAUCGAGCACCUCCUGCCAGGGGUAGUAUUUAUAAUUUUCACUCGGUUCAAGGGUCAACGGCUGCUCGCAGGCCGUCCUACCAAGUUGCGCCGCGUUCGAUUAUUCGCGGGAAGACAAGCAACGUGCAAUAAAACUAAUUGUAUUUGUUGCCAGCGAGAGACGUCGGCUUCAAAGAUUUGUUUCGUGGUCGAGAUUGGUUCGCCCACCGACCACGAUUAUCUUCCUCCACCUCUCGUUUGCAUAUCUCGACGAUAGGAAUUGUAAAUUGAAACGAAGCGUCGCCGUGCAACGCGUAAAUGAACUCCGCUCUCAAAAGUUAAAUCGCUCGUCUCGAUCCCUUGAUUUCGGUCGUCGGGGGAUCGGAAAUUUUCUUCGCGGAGGAGAGAAAAAAGAAACGCGUUUCUCUCUCUCUCUCUCUCCCGAAGCGACGAUAAUAUUCCGGGAGUUUCGUUUCGCUUCGUUUGCGCGACCGUUCGGGACAAUCGGAAUGUUUACGAAGAUGCUCGUUGCGUCGACUCGUUGGACGGUCGUUGCGGCUAAUUGGCCGCGGCGGAAGUUUACCGCGAAGAUAAUAACAACGGAUUACGCUCGUCCGUUCGUCCAUUUCGACGUUGUCCGCCUUUACUUUCAGCUGUUCGUCAUCACCGAUCACGAUUACCCUUUCGUUUGAAACAAUGUCGUUCGAAAGGUCUCCCUACUUUUCAUCACUCUCUCUCUCUCCUCUCUCUCUCUCUCAUCUCUCUCUCUCGCUCUUUUUCACUCACUCAUUCACUCGAUCACUCACUCUCGCUCCUUCUCUCUUUCUCUCUCGAGUUCGUUCAAAAACGUUGAAAAGAAAAAAAAAAGCAAAAAACAGUAUUUCCUACAAGAGUUCGUCUCGUGCCUGAAAACCCUCGCAUCCAGUGAUACACGUCUUUCUAUCGAACGAUCGAGGACGAGAACGAUACGGGGACGAACCGAGAGCCAUCGAGAGUCCGAGGAGGCAUCCGUAGGUGGGAAAAGCGCAGAAGAAAACCGAUUCCGCGGGAUCGUUUUCCUCCUCGAACGCUUAUCUUUGAUUGCGGACCAGCUGCGAGGGCAGAUCGACCGUCGCGCGAGUCAUCCUGCAAUGAAAUGUUAACGAGCCCGUUGUCUAACUCUUUCUCCGCAUUCGAACAUCGAAAUUCUCUGCUAUCGACUAACAAUAAACACUGUCGUCGGCAUUAUCCAAUAUCGAACAACCCGGUCGACGCCAGGGACUUUUCGAAUUUCGACAUUUCUUUCCGGCUCGUUGUUGUCGCUAGACUGCGGAUCCCUGUGCGAAAAUUGUCUACGUCGAUUAGGAGAAACGAAAGAGCGUAUUUCUUCCGUUUAAUAGUUCUAACAAAUUCAAAAUACUGUAACAACAUUGUCAACACUAAACCUACCCUGCCGAUUAGAACGACUGCUUCCGCAUUUGUUCUCUGUUCAAAUUGAUGAAAUUAUAAAGGCUCCUUUCCGAGCACAUAUUAUGAUAAAAAUAGCUGAUAAAAAUAGAAGUCUAAAUGAAUUCAGUCUUGUAACUGUUCUAAAACAACGCGCGGCAGGCAUCUUUGGUGCUCGGUAGGUUUAGCGUUCAAUUCGUCCGGCGACUUCGGUGCUGUUUCACCGAUUUUCGCCAUAAACGCGCGAACUCCUAUUGUGCGCGCGUUCCGAUUCGCUUCGAACGGGUUAACAGUUUAAUGAGCCGGACGAUGAACUCGUUAACGAAGCUUGCGUCAGAGCGGCACGACCUUGCGGCCCCGCGAGCCGCAGCCCGAAAAUGACGCGGAACGACGGCCGAUCUGCGCGAGCGGCCGGUCCGCGGCUCGCUCCUAGGCGAUCGGUCAAUCAUUUUGAAAUCUCGAUCGACAAACCCGCGACUAUCUCGUCGCGCGAACGUAGAGGUAGACGAUCAGCCCCGUCGGCUCCGACGGACGCGUUCCUUUUUAACGGCGCUCGUCGAGCACGGCGACGGCGAACCUGGUCGAAAGGUAGCGGUAGAGAAAGACACUAACUCGGAGUCUCGAGACGAAACUUCCGCGAGGACUCACCCCGCGAUUUAGGAUCGACGAUCUCGCACGGGCAGCUCGCGCCCUUCUCUCCCCUCGACCUCCACCCCCCUCGAGCACCGUGAACUCGCGUCGCAUCGUCGAUUCGUUCCUUUCAUAGAGUUCUCUCGAUUCUGUCUCUCGCGACACUCGUUGCCUCGCCCGAUCAGAGAGAAUCGCGCGGAUACACGCUGAUUAACCGGAGCGGAACGGUCUAGAACAGGGGUCGCGAUCCGGACCGUCUCGCCGGCCGCCCCCGCUGUCUCUCAACCGACCUUACUAUUAUAUAGAACACGUAUAUCAGACGCGCGCAGCUCAUGUAACGCUUUGACGCUUCAUAAAAAGCGACAUAGAAUUGUUAUCGAUAUUAUCGUUGCUCACCGAUCGAUCCUUCUCGGCCGCUUCUCGGGCCAAACGGAGCGGGGGUCUGCUUCGGUCGCGAGUUAGGAACGCGCGGACGUGUCGCAGCACUUGCGAGAAAACUAUGCUGGUAACGUUGAUCCGCAACGGUUGGAUCAAAUUACGGAACGGAUCGUUUUUGCGUUUGUCGAUUACUCGAAAGCUUCGACGUUUCAAUCAGUUGUAUAGGGAUUUGAUUAUUGGAUGUAGAGUUGCGUUGAAAUUGUUACAUUUUUAUAGCGUUUUCUAAUUUAUAGUCUCGAGUAGUUACGGUAAAGAAAUUUAUAUUGUAUUUUGGUUGGUUUAAGAGUUAGUGGUAAUGUUGGCUGAAUUUUAAGCGGAUCGUUAGAAUUAGCAUUGUAAAAUUUAGCAUUGUAAAAAAAAAGAAUUAGGUAUCGAAAAGUUGUAAAAUUGUAAGGUUUUAUCCGCAGAAUAUUGAAGUAGAGUUUGCGUUUUAUAGGUGUUUCGUUUAGAAUUCAGUUUUGUUUCAAUACAUUGAACGGGGAUUUGUUUAUCGGAUGUAAAAACGCAUUGAAAUUGUUAAAUGUUUAUAGUCUCUUCUAAUUUACAGUCUUAAAUAGUUACAGUAAAGAUAUUCAUUGUAUUUUGGUUUAAACAUUAGGGGUAAUGUCAGCUGGAUGGUUAAAAUUAGCAUUUAACGUUUAGAUAUUGAGAAGUUGUAGAAUUGUAAGGUUUUAUUCACAAAAGAUUGAAUUAGAGUUUAUAUUUUAUAGAUAUUUUGCCUCAGUAAGUUGUAUAGGGAUUUGCUUAUUGGAUGUAAAAUCCCACUGAAAUCGUUAAAUAUUUAUAGUCUCUUCUAAUUUAUAAUCUUAAAUAGUUACAGAAAAGAAAUUCAUUGUAUUUCGGUCGGUUUAAAAAUUAGGAGUAAUAUCAACUGAAUUUAAGCGGAUGGUUAAAAUUAGCAUAGUAAAUUUAAGACGUAGAUAUUGAGAAAUUAUAAAAUUGUAAGGUUUUAUCCGCAAAAAAUUAGAUCAGACUUUACGUUCUAUAGGCACUUCGUUUAAAAAUUUAAUUUUGUUUAAAUAAGUUGAACGAGGAUCUGCGUAUUGCACGGUAAAAUUGCAUUGAAAUUGUUAAAUCGUUACAGUCUUUUCUAAUUAACAGUUUCAAAUAAUUAAAUAAUCUCACACGUUCGUUUCGAGGCUCUCGACGAAUCCGUACGUUUCGCAAUGAAACGCGACCGUGAAACGCGAUAAUUUUCUCGCGGUUGCUGCGACGAACCGAAACGAGUAAGCGUGAAACGGUGUCCGUAACUAGACUGCGGCAAUUAUCGAUUAGCGCGACGGCUCUUCCAAACGUCGACGUAGAAAAUUGCUUGAGAUAAUAGACAACCGAGGCUUCUACGUUCUUUGGAACACGACGAGGCCUCCAGUAGGGCAACUCGAUUUUCGUUCAAUUUCUAUUCGUAUAGAGUGCUAUACGCAGUCUAGUCGUACCGUACGCGAAAGAAAGAAUCGGACAGUACGAUAUCGACGCGAUCGUUCGCCCCCUGAUCUAGGCAAUUCCGUCGCCGGCCAGAGAAUGUUUGCGUGAAGCGCGGUGCACACGUGCACUCGGUGCAUCUACUUUCGAACCUCUCUCUCUCUCUCUUUCUCUCUCACUUGCUCACACUUGGUCACCGAAUGAAUCUCUGUUUCUCUCGACCAGCCCGCCAGCCCCCUCUACUCCUCUACCCCCCCCCCCAAAAAAAAGGUGGAAAGAACACGAGUUCGCGAGUUUCGGAACAAGUCGAAAAUCGAACAUAUUUAAUUACGUCUUAUUAAGCGUGUUCCAAUAAAUAAGUAUAUCGUAACGUA
Messenger RNA from Megalopta genalis, 8125 nucleotides. It is a transcript of the gene Pkc53E, whose product is annotated as Protein C kinase 53E. NCBI's taxonomy places the organism in Eukaryota, Metazoa, Arthropoda, Insecta, Hymenoptera, Halictidae. The record is from RefSeq and is a predicted model, not a curated record. Gene Ontology annotation, biological process: protein phosphorylation. Gene Ontology annotation, molecular function: zinc ion binding; ATP binding; diacylglycerol-dependent serine/threonine kinase activity.